AUGCAUCUCUGGAAGCACAAGUUUCGUGGCAAGACCUUGCAGGUCGCCAUGACUAUGGCGUCCUGCCAGGCUUUCCUUUUGCUUGGAUUUGAUCAGGGAGCGAACAACCGGUUCGGACGCGAUUUCAACAACCCGGAUACAGCAAUGCAGGGUAAUAUCACAGCGCUGUACGAUAUUGGUUGCGUGGUCGGGUCGAUUGCUUGUUACUUCAUCGGUGAGCGAUACGGUCGACGGGCGAUGUUGAUGACUGGUGGGGCCAUUAUGGUUAUCGGGACAGCUAUUCUGGCUUCGUCGUAUACGGUUGCGCAGUUGAUUGCUGGACGGAUAAUUACGGGUGUUGGGAAUGGGAUGAACUCGUCGACGGCGCCGGUAUAUCAGAGUGAAUGUGCACCGGCGUCGACGCGAGGUGCACUGUUGACCUUGCAGGGCACGGUUACCAUCCUAGGCGUGGUUAUCGCAUACUGGAUGGACUACGGCACCAGUUUCACCGAAUCCUCCUUCCAAUGGCGAUUCCCCCUUGCCUUCCAAGCCGUGUUCGCCGUCUGCCUCAUCCUCCAGGUCAUCGGCCUCCCCGAAACGCCUCGCUGGCUGGUCCAGCAUGACCGUCACGAAGAAGCACGCCAAGUACUCGCCGCCAUCGAGAACAAACCCUUGGAUGAUGCAGAAAUAAGCAAAUCAGUCCUGGAUAUCCAGACUGCGCUGGAAGAGGAAAGGAAAGACGGCCCCUUCCGUUUUAUCGAACUGUUCUCGUGGGGUGAAACACAGAAUCUGCGUCGCAUGCUCAUUACCAUCACCAUAGAACUGGGGCAGCAGUUUACCGGCUCCAACAUGAUCAACUACUACGCGCCCGUCAUGUUCCAGACGACGAUGGGACUCGGCAGGAAUCUCUCGAUGAUACUGGGAGGAUGCGUGCAGUGCACAUACCUCGUGGGAUCAUUCAUCCCAGUAUUCCUGAUGGAUCGCUUUGGUCGACGGACGCUUUUGAUCGUCUGCUCGGCCGGUCUGUGUCUGUGCUUUGUGAUGGUAUCGAUUCUGCUAUCAUUGGGCCAGAUGAACGCCGCCUAUGGAGCCACGGCCUUCAUUUUCCUGUUCCAGAUCUUCUAUGGCGCGGGCUGGCUCCCGGUGCCAUGGUUCUAUCCGGCAGAAAUUAACACCACACGAGUGCGAACCCGAAUGCAGGCCAUCGCUUCCGGCUGGAACUGGAUGGCGGUGUUUGCCGUGGUCAAGAUCACUCCAAUUGCUUUUGACAACAUCGGAUGGCGGACAUUUGUUAUCUUCGCCGUGCUCAAUGCCGCCUUCAUCCCGAUGGUCUAUUUGUUCUAUCCAGAGACCAAGGGUCUCGAACUCGAGGAUAUCCCGCUUCUGUUUGUCAAAGGAGGCUUCACGGGUGGCGUGUUUAGUUCGAAGGGAGGUAGAACGGUCGAACCCCGUCAACAUGCGCACAAUGUCCAGGUGGACAGUAAGCUGGAGGGGAUGUUGCAGCAAGUGGAAGAUACGGGGCAGGUAUGA
Molecule: messenger RNA, 1509 nt
Organism: Aspergillus chevalieri
Lineage: Eukaryota; Fungi; Ascomycota; Eurotiomycetes; Eurotiales; Aspergillaceae
Product: sugar porter family MFS transporter
Exons: 4
Coding region: 1-1509 (502 amino acids)
Biological process (GO): transmembrane transport; carbohydrate transport
Cellular component (GO): membrane
Molecular function (GO): carbohydrate:proton symporter activity
Source: RefSeq, a predicted model, not a curated record